AACUCUACCCUUUCCAAAGGCGGUUAUUUUUCAACCCCGUUACAUUCUUGCUCACCUCGCAACUGCAUAAAACCUCUUCCAAUCCCAUCAUGUCACAGCACAACCCCCCUCUCUCACGCAUAGCCAACCAGCCAACCCUGUUACGGCGGCAGCUUGCAUGCUCCAGCAGCCAAUCGUUGCGGCUCAACAUCACCGCUUGAAAACGUACCGCGUAGAGCAGACCACCGCACUGCAGCCUCGUUUAACUUGUUUCGCUCCAGAUAAGAGGCAGUGAGAAAAGAGGAAAAGGCAGCCACAGCGAAAUGCAUGCAGCUGCAUGACGUCUAGGCGUCAGUUAUCCACUGUCCUCGAGCGUUCGCAUGGCUCCGCAGCCUGUUGUGUUUAGUUAAAGUGUCCUGAUCUUUUAUGAUAUUCGGUCGUGGAUUAUGAUAUGCUGUCGAACGGGUCUUGUGUCAGCCAAGUUUCAAGGAACUUGGACUCUCGGCCAAUUCAGUUCCACGGGCUGUAUCUGUUUGUGUCCCGUGGCCAACUGAGUUGAUCAACCCGAGCUGUCAAUCGCAUGGUUCAACUUAAUAUCUCAUCGUCGACUUGAUACUGAUUAGUCCAACUUGACAACUACUGGCGAACCACUACAAUGUGCAGUGUGUUCGCUUCACAUUAAACUACUCGCCCACGAGAUUUGCAUCUCUCACACCCUCAUCUCUGUCCUAGAUCAUCUAUCACCUUACCCCUCUCCAAAGCAGGGCGAACGUGGCGCACGAUCGUCCAGCUUGCACAGCGUCCAUGACCCCUUGGCUGCUCGCCCGAGAGCCUCAAGGAACGUCUGUUCCCUCCCGCCGUCAGCCAAAAUACACUGGUGGCCCGUCACUUGCAGCGUACCGGUACCGUACCGUCCUGCACAUCACCUGGAGAGUCGUAUCGUGUAAGCCCGCUCGCACAGACGACGCUGCACGACGGACGGUCUUAACACCCACUCACUUGCUGACUCCAAACUCCCCCUGUCGUUCUUUGCUUCUGCCGCUACCACAGCCUGUCCUGUUGUGCAAUGUGCAACAACCAUAGGAGACAAUAGCCUCUUUUCUCGUCGCCCGCAGAAUAUGAGAUGCCUUGACAAGGCAGCCGAUCCUGACGAUUGCUUUUGUGCAAUGAUCAAUUCCAAGUACGUACAGUAGAUGCUGUGUAGACCUCGCCUAGUCUGUGUGUUUAGUUCCCGUCUAUAUCAUGCUCCCAUGUCCGUCUCUCGUUUGCCUCGUCCUUUCUUCUUUAGCUCUUCCUGUCGAUCUCUUCUCUCUUGAACAAGGAACCCCUUCUUUCUACUGCCCAUUCUACCACGCUUGGCAAGCAUCACCUUGCCUUCAGCACAACACCAGCCUCAGCUCACUGCUUUGGUUCGUGAACUGCACUCCAUCUACAAAUCCUGGCUUCACAAACUCAUCGCCACCCGCCUCAUUCUCCAAGUAAUUACCAUCUACAGUAAUCUACCAUGUCACGUUCAUCAUCAGUCUACUCAGAUGACAGCCGCUCAUCGGCAUGGACAACUACUUAUACCCGGAUACCCAAGAAACAGCCCAAGGCUCUCCGCUUCCUCUCAUGGGUAGCUGGAGCACCACCUGGAGCUACAGCUGUCAAGAAGAGAACAAGAGACUACCGUGAUGACCGUUCGGUCAGUUCCAGUGGCUCGACGUUCUCUAACUGGGAUCAAUCCGAUACACAACUCUACUGGGUUGUUCACCCCAACAGCUACUACUACAGUGGUAGCAGCAGGGGGAGCACCAGCAGUGGACAUAGUAAGCGAAGUGGACGGAGCCAUAAGAGCGGAGGUGGCUCCCGUAAGCACUUUGACGGAGCCGUUCCCCGGCCGAUGGUUCAGCCGAUGAACAUGAACGGCGGCCCCCCACCACAUCCACCUCCGCCUCCGAUGGCCCCACCUAUGGACGGAGGCUACGACGGAGGCCCCGGCUAUGAUGCCGGCUACGGCGAUGGCAUCUAUGAUGAAGGUUAUGAUCCCAAUUUCGGCGGUCCUCCUCCUCCUGCCCCGAUGAUGGGUGGAUAUCCUGGCCCUCCUCCUCCUCCUCCCAUGCAUCCACCACCUCCUAUGCAUCCCCAGAUGCCCGGUGGAAUGCCCGGCGGAGCUCCUUUUAUCGACUUGACUGGCCAGAACCACCCAGGAGGUAGAGGAGGUCCCUCUUCAGAAUCAGAUGGCUGGAGCUCUGAUGAAGAUUAAUGUUGGUCUCGAGACUGGGCUGAGGAGCAGAACCUAUUGAGUAGUGUUGUGCUUUCUGUUCACGUUGAUGAUUGUGUUCGGAUAUGUAUUGCUAACAAACUUGGGAUGGCGAACAUGGCGUUACGGGAAUCAGUUAUGAGACAACUGAAGGGUUAUGAAUGAAGUCAUGAUUGCUUACACGCAUCAAUUUAACGAUGUCGCUUGCUGUUCUUUGCCUCUUCUUGGUAUAGCCAUUAGCGUAUUAACCAUUUGCAGUUUAAGAUGCAGGUUUGGUGGUGCGAUUAUACAUGUAUAUAGUUUGAUGAUAAGAGUAGCUGUUAUAUUUUUUAUGUUCCCAAUGUAUACUUGAGUGAAAACGGUA
This is a messenger RNA of Fusarium verticillioides 7600, 2585 nucleotides long. RefSeq lists its product as hypothetical. The record is from RefSeq and is a predicted model, not a curated record. The transcript has a single exon. Bases 1484 to 2224 code for a protein of 246 amino acids. NCBI's taxonomy places the organism in Eukaryota, Fungi, Ascomycota, Sordariomycetes, Hypocreales, Nectriaceae.